This is a messenger RNA of Strongylocentrotus purpuratus (purple sea urchin), 3974 nucleotides long. RefSeq names its product transmembrane protein 132E. The record is from RefSeq and is a predicted model, not a curated record. Bases 404 to 3889 code for a protein of 1161 amino acids. The transcript is spliced from 11 exons. NCBI's taxonomy places the organism in Eukaryota, Metazoa, Echinodermata, Echinoidea, Camarodonta, Strongylocentrotidae.
AUAGCCGCGCUCAUAUAGAUUCCAGCUAGCUGUACGUACGCGAAUAGUGCCUAAUGCUGUGGAUCGUGGAAAACAAAAAUACUACAAGAAGAGUCGAAGCUCCAUCAGCUGUAUUCUACCUUACAAACUUAUUGGUGUGAUUUUACUGUAGCUGUCUAACAUGCUUCACGGAAUUUUGUUAAACCGAAGCAAUUAUUAGGCCAAAUUUAAGGUGAAAUCUUGAUCGGAAUAAUACCUUGUCGUGGACUUUAUCAGUAGUGGGCUGACUACUCCCCGCAGUGCGACGGUGUGAUAAUUCCAUGCCGGACCAGUGGACAAGGGCUGCCCAGUGCUGGAGGAGGUGACCGAUCACACGGCACCGCAUCUAGAGUGGUUUCUCUACAGAGAGUCAAGCUAGGCAAAAAUGGCGAAGAUACUGUAUUUCGUUGUCACUGUGGCAGUGAUACAGUGCAUAGGAUCGUUGCAAGGUGAGGCAAAUUCUAAAUUCACCAAGCAUCGCCAUCGGAGAGAAGCCACCAUCGAAGACAUCCAAUGGGAUGCCCUCAACUACACAUUCUACGCAAAUCCAGAUGUAUUUUUAUUAAAAGACAACAGCAUUGCCAAUUCACAGAGCCAAUCUAUCAGCAACCACACCCAUUGGGACAGUUUGUUUGCGGAACAGGUCAUAGGGACCCCUGAUGUCCGAAGAACAUUGUUCAAAGCCGGGAGCGGUCCAUUUUGGGUUCAGAAAGAACUCUUUCCGACCCUGCCGGAGCCGUUCAACGAAAUGAGCAUUCAGGCCCAUCUAUUACAGCAAGAAAUCCCUCCAUUUGCAAGCAGCAUUAGUGUCUUAUUUAGCUCUAGGAAUGACAAUUUAUUUAGCAGCAGCGGCGGCAGGACAAAUCGAGGGAAUUCAAGAAAUGUCCAGCCUUGCUUCAGAGCUGCUGCGCUGUUCGGUGACGAAGAAUCUGUAGGCUCAUGCACUCUGCAGGGAGAAUCGGAGCAUUGUGUCGCCAAGGUGCCCAUCCCUAUGUCAUGGCAUGAACGCAGCCGAACGGGUUCAGUCAACGACAUUGCCAUCUCCUACGUGGUGUUCCCAGCGACGAGCGUGGGCUCUUGUGAACCUCAGGCGGAUAACUCCAUCUCGUCGAGAGAAAGGACUCCCAAAGCAGCGGGACUGCCCUCUAUGGUUGACUCGCAAGAGGUUGGCAGAGUGACCAUCCUGUCCUGGGAAGGCCAGAUGGACCUGAUAGAAGAGGACCAGUACGUAGGACUCCAUGUUCCUAGCAGAAGAUUAGGAAUCGGUGAGCACUUCGUCAUCCCGAUCACCAUCAACAAGAAAUAUAUGUACACUGACGGAGUAUGUACAAUCAAAGCUAAAGCUAGAGAGGGCAUUGCUGCAGUAUCAGUGAGGUCUACCGAUCAGGAAGAGUGGAACACGCUGUCUAUGGUCAAGCAGGAAUCUUUCGCCAUGGUAACGGCCGAGGGUUUGAGAUCCGCUGCAGAUGCCUCCACCACUGACAGCCCUGAGGAGAACCCUCUAGUGUUUGUGAUGGAGUUUGAAGUGCUGAACGACACGGACGCGGCCACGAACCCGGCCACGCACCUUGUCAUCAACUGGAGAGUGGACUGUAGUCUCCGUGGCGAUGCAAGAGCUUCCCGCUUCAGCACCGACAUCACUAUAUCGGACAACUGGAUACAAGCUAUUGUGCCUGUUUCAAAGGGGAGGAGUAUCAUGAACACUGCCUUCCUCACAGGUCAAGAGGUCACAAUGACCCUUGACAUCGGGGUCGUGACCUUUCUGGGUGAUGUGAUGGAUGCUGCAGGCCUUGCCAGAUGUCGAAGUACAGACACAGAUAUCCUCAAGGUCCGUCGAAGCUGCGCCAAUGUGUACGUAGAUGGCACAGAGACCUCUGGUUCAGAGAGCACCAGUGUUCAUGUCAGCCUGCAGGAUCACGAAGCGACCAUCAUGUUCAGCGUCUGGGUCCCAGAACUACCCAUUAGAUUGGACAUCUCUGACAGCAAGCUUAGCACCAUCAGAGGAUGGAAAGUUGCGGGAGGCAGACAGGAUGGAGGGAUUCUGGAGCCAGAGCAGAUGCUGAAUGGAGAUGGGGAGACCAGUAAGAAGAACGCCUGUCAUCUCAGAUACCAACAAGCCAAGAUAGCCAUCUAUACCAGGUUCUAUGCACCCAAUGCAAACUCAAUGUCCCGACCUGACGGCAAGAGGAUUUACCUAUUUGGGGAAGAAAUGGAACAGUCCAUUACCAACCUAGUGAAGAAUCAAAUCACCGUGGUGGAUCGCUCCAUUGCUAGAUUAGAGGGGACCAAGAUCAUUGCAAAGUCUCCGGGAAAUACACAUAUUCAGGUGACGAACCCAAGAACGAAAGAGGUCCUUGGUGAAUCUCCUCUGAUGGUGGCAGCAGACAAGGUCAACAUCGCCAACAUGCAGGUCACCCUGGUAUCUGGUAUGGCCCUUGCAGUUCACGAUGUCAUAGGUCAAGGGUCAAAUGUAAAAAUGGCAAGCAUCACUGCACUGAGUGACCUCUUUGUUGAACACCAGGAAGCUGUGCUGGAUGCGAUGAUGAUCUUUGACGAUGGAACAAGCCUUGCUCUUCAGGAUGUUGAUGUUAAUGAUUAUACCGUUGCUUUGACAACCCUAGAUCCGCAGAUCAUCCUAGAAAGCCCAGAUUCCAUGCAGGCAUAUCCUGGUUUAAUCGCCAUGGGAGAGGGCAGCACAUCCAUCAUGCUAGAGGUUUCUCUGCCGAAGCCUUGCAUGAAGCGCCGUCGUAGCAACGCCAUCGUUUACGACCUCAUCCCUGUCAAUGUGACCUUCAAUAAUCCCAAGUACGCAGGUCUGAUUAAUACCGAUCCUGCCUCUUUGCCAUCCGGCACCGGCAGCCUUUGGAGGAGUCUAACCAGAGCGCCGGGUAUGGUGGAUUAUGGGAUUGUAAGGGUGAACUUUGACCUUGUGGAUAUCAACAAUGGGAAGAAAGAUUCAAGCGUGAUAUCUUCAAUUCCGCUGGACAUUGAUUUCAAUAAUAUAUAUCCUAUGGGACAGGGCGGACAUCGAAACGACAAGGCAGAGGCCUCGACAGAAGCUCCACUUGAUGGAGGAAAUGAUGGCGGGUUGAGCGAUGACAGUGAUCCGUUGUCAGGCAUAGAGAUCGGGAUGUAUGUGCUGCUAAGUGUGUUUAGUUUAGCUAUUCUCGCCUUCAUGGUGAACUGUGUGAUGUUCAUGGCAAGGUACCGCAGGGCUAAGAGGAUGCCGAAGACACAUCAGCCGGUUCCGUACCCUCAGAACUGGGUCAUGUUUGGCAUGCAGGAAGAACACCCUCGCUACCCCAUGGACCCUGCUGAGAACAUCCCUCUAAGACACAAGGACGAAGAGGAAGGAAGCAGCCGCGAUGAAGCCAUCGGCACAGAGAGCGAGGUCAGCAUUGAGAGACACAGCUCGGAGGAAGGCCACAGGUUACGCAGCCGCGGCACGGAGGAGACGUCGCUGAUGCAAGUCCCGCGGGAACAUCGCGCCAGCAGCGAGUCGCAGGAUGUGGAUUGCGGUGUGGUGAUGGAUGGUGAUGAUAAUGAGGAAGAUUCAUUGGAGGGGCUCGAAGAGGCAUCUCAAAAUGCAGGGGAGUCUUCAAAAGAAGAAUCCACUUCAGCAAGUAGUGAAAAUACCAAUACCAGUGAUGAUACAAACACAGUCGCUGCAAAUGCAUUCGAAAAUAAUUUAGAACCCAUGCCAAGGGACACUUCGCCGCCGUUAAACACCAACCAGUCGAACAGUUCUUGUGAUGUGAGAAUAACUCUGAACCCAUCGGAUGACAGCAUGCAGCUCAAAUCCGGAUUAGAAGGGAUGGAAAUUAGUCAGAUCUUAAAUUAUCUUGAUAACUUGAAAGAGAGUUGCACGUAGCACUUGUGUUAAUGGUAAUGUCGCGUUAGCUGAAAGCAAUGAUCCAUACAUCCUUGUCAUUUCUCAAAGCAACAAACACCUAAAA